Molecule: messenger RNA, 588 nt
Organism: Loa loa (African eye worm)
Lineage: Eukaryota; Metazoa; Nematoda; Chromadorea; Rhabditida; Onchocercidae
Exons: 3
Coding region: 1-588 (195 amino acids)
Source: RefSeq, a predicted model, not a curated record
AUGGGAGUGGUUUCCAUGAAGAAUUCAAGUAUCGGAAACACACCGGAUAUGCGUCGACACUAUUUGAUUUGGGCUCGCGGUUGUCAGUCAUCAACUAAUUUAGUAAAAAGGCUACACAUUAGAGGGGCGGAAGACGAGAGACUAACUAUUGCUUUAUUCGGUAAUAAAUUACCAAAGAAAUGCAAUUCAAAGCAGAGUCGACGACAAAAAUACCAGUUCUACAAUGAAAAGAAUAAACUUAGGAAAAACGACUACUGGAAGCAGCCCGAAACACUCAUUGGCGUCAAAAACUUCUUCAAGUUUAUCAAACUAGAUGUAGCAAAAGAAUUGGAAUCAGGACUCCUGCUAUUCAGGAUAAAACUGGGACCAAUGCUAGCCGGAAAUGGUUAUAUGGAUAAUAUUUGCAAAGCAAGCGCUGCAUUAGUAAACUCAGCCGUAUCAUGCGUGCCAAACGCAACGACCCAUGAAGGCAUCGACCACUUCUGGAAGUUAAAACUGUUGGGUAUCCAGGACCAGUCGAAUGAAAACGAUGAUGAGCAAGCCCCUGAGCAAUUUAAGAAGACUAUAACGAAGCAAGACGGGAGAUAG